AUGAGCAUGCCGCUGUUGCAGAUGGAGGAGAAGGAUUCGAUGAUCAGUUCUCUGCACGAAGAAUUGAAGUCGCUGAUAAUGAAUAGCGUGAUGUCCGCUGCUGUAUUAGCUGAUGAAGCUGCCGGUUCGAAGAGCGAUCCGACACCGUGCGCUGAUGACGAGACCGAAGUCACCGAUUCCCAAUCAACGCCGCAAGAAAUGUUGGAUGUUCCGUAUUACGACUCUCCGAGGAGGUCCAGCAAGAGUCCGAAAGGAGGAAGUCGCACAUCUUCGCCACGUAAAUCAGGCUCCAGGUCGCCGUCUAAGAGUUCUUCGCCGAAUCUGUCGACUUCCAAGUCGACGCCUUCACCAGGUCUGCAAUCGCCGACGAAGAAGUCUUCGUCUUUGGUGCAUUCCCCGAAGAAGUCUAAGGUGAAGUGUUGCCCGAAUCCGAAAUGCGAGAACCCGAAUGCCCUCACCACCGUAGAAGAGUUCAAUCACUCGGGCGGUUCACCUAGCGAUUCCAUGAACAAUCUGCUUCACAAUGUGGACUACAGCAAAACUUGUUCGAGAUUGAUCAUGCAGGCAAAAUCCUUGCAGAUGCCCAACCAUCCAUCAAUCACCGAUUCGCUGGCAUUAGACGACUUCCCUUACAAUCCAGACUGCAAUUGCGAUUUCACCCAGAACGUGUCUGCAUUCCAGGGAAUUGAUCGUGCCGAAAAAGACGAGAGCUCCUCACCGCGCCGAUCCUCGCCGACCAAACAAUCACCAUCAAAUCUUUCCUCUCCAUCGAAUGAAGCAGGAUCACCGCGUCGCUCCACAUCCAAAUCACCCACGAAGUUGUCGACCAGAGGAGAUUCGUCUGCGAAGAUGUCAUCAGCGGAUUCGCCCGCGAGGACGUCGAAGCAGACGUGCUGCGAUAAUCCGAACUGCGAGAAUCCCACUGCAACUCGCAUCCCAUCUACGGACUUGGAAAACGUGAAGUCGAUGAUCAAGGCUUGCAGCCGUUCCAAGAGCAUGAUGAUUCAAUCGCAAAUGUCCGAUUUGGAGGGUGUAGUCUUCAAUAUGGAGUGCAAGUGCGAUUAUACGCCCGUCUCAUCUCCAAUUGGAAACGAAGCACAAUCACCGCGUCGCUCCACAUCUAAAUCACCCACGAAGUUGUCGACCGGAGGAGAUUCGUCGUCUGUGAAGAUGUCAUCAGCAGAUUCACCCGCGAGGACGUCGAAGCAGACGUGCUGCAAGCAUCCGAAAUGCGAGAACCCCGAAGCCGACCUUGUCGUGUAG
This is a messenger RNA of Nicrophorus vespilloides, 1263 nucleotides long. RefSeq names its product probable serine/threonine-protein kinase dyrk2. Lineage: Eukaryota; Metazoa; Arthropoda; Insecta; Coleoptera; Silphidae. The transcript has 2 exons. The record is from RefSeq and is a predicted model, not a curated record. The coding region runs from base 1 to 1263 and encodes 420 amino acids.